Molecule: messenger RNA, 825 nt
Organism: Suillus paluster
Lineage: Eukaryota; Fungi; Basidiomycota; Agaricomycetes; Boletales; Suillaceae
Exons: 4
Coding region: 1-825 (274 amino acids)
Biological process (GO): regulation of transcription by RNA polymerase II
Cellular component (GO): nucleus
Molecular function (GO): RNA polymerase II transcription regulatory region sequence-specific DNA binding; DNA-binding transcription factor activity, RNA polymerase II-specific
Source: RefSeq, a predicted model, not a curated record
AUGGAACAGUGCAAUCAAUGCGACCGUUCAUUCCGUUCCGCUCAAGCUUUGUUUGCCCACUGUCGCGACAAAGAUGACCAUCCCUUUUGCGAGGAUUGCGACAGAUUAUUCUUGACUUCCAAUGGACUUGAUCAGCACCUGCAAAAUGCUGCGGUACAUCGCAGCGACAGUGAAGAUGAGUAUGAGUAUGCGUUCGAGAGCGACGACGAUGACGACAGCGAUGAUGACGAUGAAGAACCGUUCUGCGGGGGAUGUGAUAGGUGGUUUGUUGACCUGGCAAGCCUUUAUAAGCACCUUGCUGCCAGCUCAAAGCACAAUUAUUCAUUGGACCAACACGCAGCCUCCCCCGUGCACAGGGCCCUGGAUUUUGAGUGCCCUCUCUGUCCCAAGAGGUUCAAGACUCCCUCCUCGAUCGCCCUUCAUAUUGAGUCCGGGACGUGCCACAAUAUCUCGCGAGCCCAAGUAACUGCGGCAGUGCAUGUACUCAAUAUAGUGCCUACGAUUUCGAUCUCUCGUCGCAUAGAGGGCGGGGCGCCCCGCGUCGUGUCUUACUAUGUGACAGAGCGCGCGUUCAACGGCACUGCCUACGAGUGCUAUCUCUGCCACCGUACUUUCCGCACCUCGGGGGCUCUGAACUCCCAUAUCAACUCUCCGGCGCAUGACGCGGAUGAGUUCAAGUGCCCAAAGUGCAAGCGGAAGUAUAAGCUUGUUUCGGGCUUGAUGCAACACAUUGAAAGCGAAGGGUGUGGGAUUGCUAGGUUCCAAGUGGUUGAAGACUUGACGAGGGGCUUGGUCGACCAGUUCAUGCAUCGCUUGAAACUCUAA